Clupea harengus (Atlantic herring) is the source of this 1350-nucleotide messenger RNA. RefSeq names its product granulin a, tandem duplicate 1 (gene grna.1). Gene Ontology annotation, cellular component: extracellular region. NCBI's taxonomy places the organism in Eukaryota, Metazoa, Chordata, Actinopteri, Clupeiformes, Clupeidae. The record is from RefSeq and is a predicted model, not a curated record.
UGUUUUAUUUGAAAAAGGGGAAGUUUCCAAAGAAUAUAUUCACCUAAGUCAGAAGACUGGUAGUGGCUAAGAAACAAAAGCAAAAGGCAAGAAUGACACCACGGUCUAGCUGCUGUGAAAGUAAGAUGUUGGCCUGUCUUGUGCUGGCUUCCCUCUGUGUAGGGUGGGUCUCUGCCACAGUCGUCUGUCCCAAUGGGCACGUGUGUUCGGUUAUGAACACCUGCUGCCUGGCUAAGGAAGGAUAUGGCUGUUGUAUCUAUCCCUCGGCUGUCUGUUGUUCCGACCUGCUGCACUGUUGCCCAGCUGGCUACUAUUGCAAUGCUGAGUCCCAGUUGUGUGUGAGGGACAGCCUGCCAUGGUACAGACUGCCGUGGCUCAAGAACACGCCUGCCAAGGAACCCGAGACCACUCCCUUCCAGCUCUCCCUUCCUAGAUCUGAUGGCAGCACCAGUCAGGAGAGCUCUUCAGACGUGUCUGUGGUGCUCUGUGACAAUGGCCAUGUCUGCCCUGAUGGUACAACGUGUUGCAGAAACCCUUAUGGUACCUGGUCCUGCUGCCAUGCUGCCAAGUACACACUUGACCUGUGCUGUCUCAGUGAAGUAGGCUGCUGCCAGCUGGGAUUCCACUGUGACAGAGAGCUGAAGGCUUGUGUGAGAGACUCGGCCCCACCUGUACCCCGGGCCACAGUGGAGCAGGCCCCUGGAGAUGGCAGCCUGGCCCUGGAAGGGGUCAUACGCUGUGACGGACAUUUCUACUGCCCCGCUGGCAACUCCUGCUGCAAAGCACCCACCGGUGACUGGGGAUGCUGCCCAUACCCACUGGGCCAAUGCUGCCUGGAUGGCAAGCACUGCUGUGAGUUCGAUUGGACCUGUGACUCAAACUCUACGAACUGUGUGAAGGGAGACACCUCCAUCCCUUCAGCUACCAGGAGGGAGAUACAACGACUGUGAUGCAGCAACACUACUAUCGGUCUGGCGCAUAAUUCCACAUCAGUGGGGUUUCAUCCAUAAGUGCUCGGGAUGUAGACGGUUAACUGUUCAACUUCAAAAUCAAAGUUAAAUUAAUUCAAAUAAGGUUGAAAAAAAAUUAUUAAAUCAUAAAAAUCAAGGAAAAUCAUUAAAUUAUUAAAUCACCAAGAAUCAUCAAAAGUAUCAGUUAAAACUCAAAUUUCUUCCAUGUUGUUGGAGUGUUAUCUUUACUUGCAAACGAAUAAAAUGUAACUUUUAAAAAAACGUCAGUGAGAAUGUGUGAAUUGUGCAAUGUGCUCACUCCUAUAUCACUAGGAGACCUGCUAUGCCACUGUACACAUGUUGAAGACUUCAAAUAAUUAAAUGUUCUAUUCAUGCACAA